Molecule: messenger RNA, 2863 nt
Organism: Teleopsis dalmanni
Lineage: Eukaryota; Metazoa; Arthropoda; Insecta; Diptera; Diopsidae
Exons: 10
Coding region: 368-2863 (831 amino acids)
Biological process (GO): transmembrane transport
Cellular component (GO): membrane
Molecular function (GO): transmembrane transporter activity
Source: RefSeq, a predicted model, not a curated record
UUUUUCUUUACUCGUAGAAAAAAAAGUGAUAUGUAAAACUUUUCCCUUGGCAAAUCUGGCAUAUUCCAAAGUUAGUGCAAAAUUAUUUAUAAUUUUUCAAUCGUUUAGUAAUUUAGUAAUCAAUUUUAACAAAAUUAAUCCAAAUUGAAGUGUGAAAUAAAAUUAAGCAAAUGUACGUGCUGUACAGAACAAAAUAUACGUUCACGGAAAUGCAAGUAUCAAGCAUAUUAGUGACCCGCAAGUACUCAGCAAAUUCCAAUAAAACUGUUUAAUCUGUUAAAGAACUUUUGAAAAAUAAUCUCUAAGAUCAAAGCUUAUUGGUACACAAAAAAGCAAAUCAUUUUUGAAACGUUUCCUUUGCAACGGUAUGUCCACGAAACCUAAUACAACAGCCAAUGAAGAAAAUACUACAAACACAAACACGCCGUCCGAUAAUAAAAUUAUUAUUAACACAAAUGAUGAAGAACCAACAACAACUUCAUAUGCAGAUGAUGGUGAUACCAGUUUUGAAAUUGAUGAGCCCGAAGAUGAGGAAGUUAUCGAUGUUCUGCCCAUUGUUCAUGUCAGUUCGAAGACAAAUAACAUAACAAAUACGCCUACAACCCAUGCAGGUGCAUUGGCUGUAGGCGAAACAGAUAAUAUAACUGAAACAAGUGUUGCCGCCCCCACCACGACGAUACUUUAUAUGCGUUCAGCAAACAGUGAAACAGCUGGCGACAAAAUACGUUCCUAUAAUGUACCAUUCGUUUCAAUAAGAGAUCAUGAACCUGAUGAAUCGACAGAUGCAUCAAUUGACUCAGAUACGGGUUCAUCAACGCCAACAACGGCUGAUGUUGCGGACUUAUCAGCUGUAUCGGCGUUAACAACGCAAAAAGCUAAACGCCUUUCGCCUCUACAAAAUAGCAAAAUACAAUUAAAUAUUGCUGGCGGUUCAAUUACUGAAGACAAUAUAUCUGGUUCCAUUGCGACUGAAACAACUGAAAUCGAUAUCGAUAAUAUUCCAUCGGUUAGUCCGCGUGUUGCGAAGAGACUCGCUAACUCACAUCCAACAGCGGCGAUCUUUCAAUCGGAUAUCCCGCGUACUGGAAGUGAUGAAGGAAGUGGUUCAUCUUCUAAACAUAAACGCAACUUAUCUUCGUCAUCUUAUCGUUCUAUUGGUUCUCAACAUCCCGCAUCGUUACCUUCAGUGCAGACCUUGCAAGCAACAAAUGUUGUAUUUACUUGGCUACAAAAUGUUUCUAGAUUAUUUAAGAGUUCUGGUAUUGGAGAGCCUAGUGUGUACCAUGCUUUGGUUGUGAUAUUUUUAGAAUUUUUCGCGUGGGGUCUACUCACAAUGCCCGUAAUUUCUGUUCUAAAUCAAACCUUUCCGGAUCAUACGUUUCUGAUGAAUGGUCUAGUUAUGGGCAUUAAAGGCAUUCUAUCAUUUUUAAGUGCGCCAUUGAUUGGUGCUUUGUCUGAUAUUUGGGGUCGGAAGUUUUUUCUACUAAUAACAGUAUUUUUUACCUGUGCUCCCAUACCACUUAUGACAAUAAAUACAUGGUGGUUUUUUGCUAUGAUCUCAAUAAGUGGCAUCUUCGCAGUGACCUUUUCGGUGGUAUUUGCAUAUGUCGCUGAUGUUACAACAAUUGAGGAACGCUCAAAAGCUUAUGGUUUGGUGUCAGCAACAUUUGCUGCAAGUUUGGUAAUUUCACCAGCUUUGGGUGCUGCACUAAUGGAAUCGUAUGGUGAUACUUUGGUGGUUGCACUUGCCACAGCAAUUGCAGUGCUUGAUGUUUUCUUUAUACUGGUUGCUGUGCCGGAAAGCUUGCCAGAGAAAGUGCGGCCAUCAUCGUGGGGUGCGCCAAUUAGUUGGGAGCAAGCUGACCCAUUUGCAGCGUUACGUAAAGUUGGCACAGAUCAUACCGUUCUGAUGCAGUGUGUUACAGUUUUGUUGUCCUACUUGCCAGAGGCCGGUCAGUAUUCAUGCAUAUUUGUGUAUCUGAAACUAAAAAUGGGUUUCAAUACAAUGGAAGUAGCAAUUUUUAUAGCUGUCGUCGGCAUACUCAGCAUUUUUAUACAAGUGACAUUGGGCUACUUAAUGCGUGUUAUUGGACCAAAGCGCACUAUUAUUUUAGGUUUAGUUUUAGAAAUGUUGCAAUUAGUUUGGUACGGAUUUGGUAAUGUAAAAUGGAUGAUGUGGGCGGCAGGUGUGUUAGCUGCACUCGGUUCCAUAACAUAUCCAGCUAUAAGUGCUUUUGUAUCCAUACAUUCAAAUGCUGACCGACAAGGUGCUGUUCAAGGCAUGGUAACAGGCAUGCGUGGUCUAUGCAACGGUCUAGGCCCAGCUAUGUUUGGUGUAAUAUUUUACUUAUUUAAUGUGGAUCUUAAUACCGAUCAAAUUAACACAGCUGGUGCGGAACCAAAUCAGAAUCAUACGUCUAACAAUGUUAAGUUUGCGCAACUGGUUCCAGGGCCACCGUUUCUAUUUGGCGAAUCAUUAAUUGAACUGACAACGAAAUCUGAAGAAAUUCCAGAACAGCCCCAAGAUGAAGAUGGUGAAGAAACAGUAGUUCCAGCCAAAAAAGCUAAGAAAGAAGACAAACCCGCCAGGGACUUAAAGAAGGAUGAUAAAAAAGAAGAUGAAGAUGAGGAAGAUGAUGAUGAAGAUGCAGAGCAUGAUGCUGAAAAUGAAGGUGAAGAUGAGGAAGAAGAUGAUGAUGAGGAAGAUAUUGAAGAUGAUGAUGAUGACGAUGAGGAAGAUGGCGGUAGCAGUGAAACGGGUGAAGAUGAUGAUGAGGACAAUGAAGACGAUGAGGAUGAUGACGAAAAUGAAGAAGAUGAUGAUGAAGAGGGUGAAGGCGAUGAUGGCGAUGAAAGCGAUUAA